CUACGGGUAUCAUAAAACAACAACCAUCCAAGCAAGCUGUAAAAUCCAAUACUUCAGUCAGUUUUUGGUUUCUCCCUCACACACUCAUAAGAGGAUAUAUAUUAAGAAUUUAAGCACUUUUGAGGAACAUGGAGAGGCUGAACAGGGCUUUCGGGGAUGACUUCUUGGAGUUCUAUAAGAGAGAAACUGGGAUUUCUCAGCCCAGAAACUUCGCUCGCCGAAUAUCUGCUUCUGAGGUUACAGUGAAGCGACUGGAUCUGUAUGGGAAAUUAAAUGGUCACGGGGGAUGUGUUAACACAAUUGACUUCAAUGCCACUGGCGAUGUUCUUGUCUCAGGUUCCGAUGACAGACGAGUAAUACUAUGGGACUGGGCGACAAGGAAAUCAAAACUAUCUUACCAAUCAGGCCACAUGGACAACAUAUUCCAGGCCAAGUUCAUGCCCUUCACUGAUGAUCGGAGAAUAGUAACUGCCGCUGCUGAUGGCCAGGUCAGGCUUGAUCUAUUGCUGGAGAAUGGUCAGGUAGAAACUAAAAGGCUAGGUAGGCACCAAGGUCGUGUACAUAAGCUUGCCGUGGAACCAGGGAGCCCCUACAUAUUCUAUAGCUGCGGUGAAGAUGGUUUUGUUCAACACUACGACCUGCGAAGUAAUUCUGCCACAAAGAUAAUCUGUUGCUCAUCUUUCACGGAAAACAAUAAGCAAUCUUCUAGCAGCAUAUGUUUGAACGCCAUUGUGAUAGAUCCGAGAAACCCAAAUUAUUUUGCAGUUGGUGGUUCUGAUGAAUAUGCACGUGUAUAUGACAUCAGAAUGCAUGAAAUGGACGCGUUGCAUAAUUCUGAUAGGCCUGUCAACACAUUUUGCCCCCCUCACCUGAUCAAAACACAUGACGUUCACAUUACAGCAUUGGCUUACUCGAGCUCUAGUGAGUUGCUGGUCUCAUACAAUGACGAAUUGAUAUAUUUGUUUCAGAAGAACAUGGGAUUGGGUCCGUCUCCCCUGUCUUCGCUAGGUGAAGAUGCAAAGAAACUGGAAGAGCCACAAGUUUAUUCUGGGCAUAGAAAUUUGAGAACCAUUAAAGGUGUGAGUUUCUUUGGUCCAAAUGAUGAAUAUGUCUUGAGUGGAUCUGAUUGUGGCCAUAUAUUUAUCUGGAAGAAAAAGGGCGCUAACCUUGUUAGGUUGAUGGUUGGUGAUAGGCACAUAGUAAAUCAGCUUGAGCCCCAUCCCUGUAUUCCUGUUCUUGCAACAUGUGGAUUAGAAAAGACCAUAAAGAUUUGGACCCCGUCGUCGAAUAAUGUUUCUUCAUUGCCUCGUGAUGUCCUUAAGAUAAUGGAAGCUAACAGGCGAGGUCGAGAGGACCAUUCACGGGUUACACUGACCCCAGAUGCAAUAAUGCAUGUUUUACGUCUGCAUAGGAGGCAAGCGGUGGCUUAUGUUGAGAGAAGACACAACAGAGAUGAUGUUGACAGUGAUGAAGAUGAUGGGGAAGAGGCUUAUGUAUUAGGAUUUCCAGAUGGUGAUACUGAGGAUGGUGUUACAGGAAAUUCUGAAUGCAGCAUUAGCUAGAGUCAUAUGUAUAAUAUCCGGGAACAAAGAUUUUUAUCUUCUACUCUUUUCUUCUUAUCUUCUACGAGUCCGUAUCUACAUCAAUAGUGGCUCACCAUCGUUUGAUGCGCCUUAGAGCUAUAGUGCAUUCACAAGUUCAGCUAACAUCUGAGUUUGAGAAUUUGCUGGCUGCCUGUUCACAGUAUCAAUAAAUAAGCAGUGUGUCAUCUGCACUUGAGCAAAGUUCAAAGUUUAGCAUCUAUAUAUUAUCUUGUAUCUUGA
Messenger RNA from Nicotiana tabacum (common tobacco), 1823 nucleotides. RefSeq lists its product as uncharacterized. Gene Ontology annotation, molecular function: protein phosphatase regulator activity; protein binding. The record is from RefSeq and is a predicted model, not a curated record. NCBI's taxonomy places the organism in Eukaryota, Viridiplantae, Streptophyta, Magnoliopsida, Solanales, Solanaceae. Gene Ontology annotation, cellular component: cytoplasm; protein phosphatase type 2A complex; Cul4-RING E3 ubiquitin ligase complex.